Olea europaea var. sylvestris is the source of this 780-nucleotide messenger RNA. RefSeq names its product transcription factor MYB14-like. The coding region runs from base 22 to 780 and encodes 252 amino acids. The transcript is spliced from 3 exons. Lineage: Eukaryota; Viridiplantae; Streptophyta; Magnoliopsida; Lamiales; Oleaceae. The record is from RefSeq and is a predicted model, not a curated record.
GAAAAAAGGGUGUGCAAGAAAAUGGUGAAGCCCUGUUAUGUUGACAGUAAUGGAUUGAAGAAAGGUGCGUGGAGUGAAGAAGAAGAUAAAAAGUUAAGAGAACAUAUUCAGAGCUACGGGCACUCGAAUUGGAGAUUGCUACCCAGUUAUGCAGGUUUAGCAAGAAUUGGUAAGAGUUGCAGACUGCGGUGGGUAAAUUACCUGAAGCCUGGAGUGAAAAGAGGGAACUACAGUAAAGAGGAAGUUGAUCUUAUCAUGGAACAACAUGCCAAACUUGGAAACAAGUGGUCAGCCAUUGCAGAAAAAUUGCCUGGAAGAACAGACAACGGGAUAAAAAACUUCUGGCAUGCACAUGUAGAGAAACGCUUCAAAAGAAAUGUUACAAGAACUUCCUCAUUGUCUGAGAUAUCACAGGAAGAAUCUGCCUCAAAGGACGUUGUUGUGGCCCAAUCCUCAAGUCUCCAAGAACUGGAAAAUUCGGUUCCAUUCCUCAAUAAUACGAAUUGUGCAGCACAUGAUACGGCUUGUUGGGAUUCAGUGGAAGGAACUCUGUGGACUGAACCAAGUCAACCCAAUUAUAUUGAGUCGUUACGGGAACUGAAUUAUGAUGAAUUACUAAGCCCAAAUCCUUAUAUUUUGAGUCCUUACUACUACCUUCCAAAAGAUAGUUCCAAUUCAUCAGAUGCAGUUGCAGAAACCCAAGAAAAUUUACGGAUUGAACCAGGAGGGCUUUUCUCGUCCUACUUUUUAUUCUCUGACGAUACCAUAAAUCUGUUUUAG